Molecule: messenger RNA, 819 nt
Organism: Penicillium cataractarum
Lineage: Eukaryota; Fungi; Ascomycota; Eurotiomycetes; Eurotiales; Aspergillaceae
Product: putative C2H2 finger domain protein
Exons: 2
Coding region: 1-819 (272 amino acids)
Biological process (GO): regulation of transcription by RNA polymerase II
Cellular component (GO): nucleus
Molecular function (GO): DNA-binding transcription factor activity, RNA polymerase II-specific; RNA polymerase II transcription regulatory region sequence-specific DNA binding
Source: RefSeq, a predicted model, not a curated record
AUGUAUGAAUGCGACUAUUGUGAUUGCAAAUUUUAUUACGAGGAUGAAUUCGAAGAUCACCUUGACGAUUACUGGCACUGGGCUCCAUGCGAGACCUGCGACAAAGUGUUCCGAAGCAUUCGAGCCUCCCACCAGCAUAUGGACGCUCUAAGCCACUGGAAGCCGAGAAUCCCCUGUGACACCUGCGACAAACUCUUCUUCACCCGGGCUGCGGCUAAUCAGCAUAUGUAUGACAUGGACCAUUACUGGAACUACUGCGUGGAUUGCGAUCGUUAUUUUCUCAACGAAAACAAUUUGCGCAUGCAUCGCAACUCGAAGAUUCACCGUGGGACCAACCUGCCCUGCCCCUUCUGCCAGACCACUUUCGUUACCGCGAGCGGGAUGUUCAACCACCUCGAGAGCGGCGCCUGUCCCAAGGCCCCGACGCUCAACCGAGAUACAAUUCUGCGCAUGGUACGGCGGUCUGAACCACAGGGGCUAAUCACGAAAAAGAUGAUCGAAGAUCCCAAGCAGACACAAGUGCAAUACCAGGCCACUUCUCGUGCCUUCAACGGUAUCUACUGGGAGUGCUACAUCUGUCACAAGUUCUUCAACACGAUCCAUUCCCUCAACAAGCAUCUCAACUCGCCCGUACACCAGCAGAAGGUGUACCAUUGUCCCAACAAGAAAACCUGCGGCAAGGAGUUUGUCACUCUCGCCGGGCUCUUCAAUCACCUCGAAAGCGAGUCGUGUGGGAUGAUGCGCUUUGAGGGAGUCCAGAAAGUCCAGGAAGAGCUUAUCGAUGCUGUGAUGAAUCGAAAGGUCAUAACAAGCCUCUGA